AUGCCUCACCAAUGGGAACUGCGCUCUAGGAAGCCAAAGCAACUAACAGACGAAGGUCAAGCUGACGAGCAAGAAAGAAAUCUUGACGGCUACAAGAUUCCAUAUCUCAAGAUCCCGGUGAAUUAUAGCGAGUUGAAUGAACUGAUUAUUCGCGCGAACCUUUACGGCAAGACGAUCCACGACAUGAUCCAGGAGGCCAUGUUUUCAGGAUCCAAGGUCUCAGAUUUGCAGUAUGUAAUGUUUAGAUCUGUUGCUGAGCCCUACAUUCCCUCCACAAAGCUCGAUACGCGCUUGUCUAUAUACGGUCUCGAGAGAGUCUGGGGCCUCACCAAGAAGAUUGUCGGUAAAUCCGCAAAAUUCAUGAACUUGAUCAUUAUCGUGAGAGAGAACAUCGAUGUCAGCACGCUUAAUGAGAGGAUUGAGAUAUGGCCUGGAGCAUUUAAGCCAAUACGUGAGCUUCGCGAGCAGAUAUUCGGGAUUGGAGCCGCUCGCCAGCCGCGAAGACGCCCUGCCAAAAGAAAGCACCAGGAGAUGUCUAAUUUCUCGGAGGCCAGUGAGUAUCCACCAGACGCAGAGGACGAGUCUCCCGUGAAUGCGGCUUUGAUACUGUCUCUGCAAUCCUUGACGUCUCUAGUCGAGGAGGCUAAAGUUCAAUGGGUCCUGAAUCAUUUCGAAUUCAACCCAACCUUCAAGUCUGUCGCAUUCACGACAAUGACAGACGGCGGUCUUCGACACAUAAGCACUCACAAGAUCGAAGAUAUUUUCAGAGGCCAAGAAAAUGGUCAGAGCCAAGGCGCGGAUUGCGAUACAGAAGCAGGAAACGGCCGAAAUGGUCGGCUGGCUGUCGGAAAACGGCACUCACCGGCCCCAGUUCAAUAG
Molecule: messenger RNA, 879 nt
Organism: Aspergillus glaucus CBS 516.65
Lineage: Eukaryota; Fungi; Ascomycota; Eurotiomycetes; Eurotiales; Aspergillaceae
Exons: 2
Coding region: 1-879 (292 amino acids)
Source: RefSeq, a predicted model, not a curated record